GCUUGAUGAAUAUCCAAUGGGCUUUGCUUCCCAGAAGAGCACACGCAGCCUGUUUUGGCCGUUCUCUUGGUCAUGAGUUGGACUUUAACAGUAGCUGACAUUUCCUUAGAGGCAGAGAUAGAUAGACUGGUUUUACCUGAAUGGCUGGUUGCCACAGGUAUGCAAACUAUGCCUUCAGACUCUUACUGCCUCUUUGAUAGCCUGUGCAGAAGCAGACAAACUGUCGGUGAAUCGUAUUGCGUCAGGGUAAAAAAAAAAAAAAUACAGCCAGAGCUCUCCUUUGUACGUGAAGGCAAAACACCUGCUACGGUCGCUAUACCUUCAGAAACUCCUUCACGUCUAUCUUAUUUGGCUUUGCUUCAUGGAAUACAAUGCGCUAUGGUGAAAGUGUACCUGAGGACCUGUCCUUAGAGGAGAGGGACGAGCUAACAAAUAUACGUCGCAGGAAAAAGGAGCUGCUGGAUGACAUUGAGCGGUUGAAGUUCGAGAUCGCCGAGGUGAUGACGGAAAUCGAGCAGCUCACCUGUGUGGGGGAGAGCAAAACCACACAGAGAAACAAACAGAUUGCAAUGGGAAGAAAGAAAUUCAAUAUGGAUCCCAAAAAGGGGAUCCAGUUUCUGCUGGAGAACGACCUCCUGCAGCACACUCCUGAAGACAUAGCCCAGUUCCUGUACAAAGGCGAGGGCCUAAACAAAACAGUCAUCGGGGAUUACUUAGGUGAAAGGGAUGACUUCAACAUUAAAGUGCUCCAGGCUUUCGUGGAGCUCCAUGAAUUUGCAGACCUCAAUCUUGUCCAGGCAUUAAGGCAAUUUCUCUGGAGCUUCAGACUGCCAGGCGAGGCACAGAAGAUCGAUCGGAUGAUGGAAGCCUUCGCGUCCCGAUACUGCCAAUGCAACCCAGGAGUCUUCCAAUCCACAGACACAUGUUAUGUACUCUCCUUCGCAAUCAUCAUGUUGAACACCAGCCUUCACAACCCCAAUGUCAGGGACAAGCCUGCUGUGGAACGUUUCAUCUCCAUGAACAGAGGCAUCAACGAGGGAGGAGAUCUGCCAGAGGAGCUGCUCAGGAACCUGUACGAAAGCAUUAAAAGCGAACCCUUUAAGAUCCCCGAGGAUGAUGGCAAUGACCUGACCCACACUUUCUUCAAUCCUGACAGAGAAGGCUGGCUGCUGAAGCUAGGAGGAAGAGUAAAAACCUGGAAGAGACGAUGGUUCAUUUUAACCGACAACUGCCUGUACUACUUUGAGUACACAACGGACAAGGAGCCGCGAGGGAUCAUUCCUCUGGAGAAUCUCAGUAUCCGAGAGGUGGAGGAGCCCAGAAAGCCUAACUGUUUUGAGCUCUACAACCCAAACCACAAAGGCCAGGUCAUCAAGGCGUGUAAGACGGAGGCUGAUGGGCGGGUGGUGGAGGGAAAUCACGUGGUCUACAGGAUAUCAGCACCAACACCAGAGGAGAAGGAGGAGUGGAUCAAAUCCAUCAAAGCCAGCAUCAGCAGGGAUCCCUUCUAUGACAUGCUUGCCACCAGGAAACGACGCAUCGCCAACAAGAAGUGAGGGCGCCGCUGGACCGCCAGUAGGACGGCACACACAUGCACACGUACGCGCUGUCCUGCAAGAUGCUCUUGAACAGCUGCUGCACGUGUGCUGAUGUCGUCAACCUGGGACACUAAAACUGUCACGUGAGCUCAUGUGACCCCAAAUCCCUUUUUAUCUCUUUUAACCCACCUCUCCUUAUUUCUGUACAUUUUACCCUUCUUGUGUCAGGGCUGAAAAAAAACCCAAAUGCGGCUGUCGUUGUUCUCUUUGCACUUGCAUGGAUGUCAGUUUGCAUACGUGGAUGGCGCACGUGAGAGCCCAGAGGACACACGUUGGGACUUCACUUACACUUCACAGACUUCAACCAUGAAAGCCUGGUGUGACGUCAAACCAUUUUCAGCAAUUACAGCAAUGCUCUUUCAAAAAAUGCUGACACAGUUGGUAGAAAAUGAAAGCUUGUAGUGGCCAGUUAGAGUCAUGGAAAUAAGAUCCUUAUAGCUCAUGCUCAGUAGCUUUCAUCUGUUAUUAGGCCGUGUUGGCAUUUUUUUCCGCAAAGUGCUCCUUUAAUGACGAGGCUAAGAGCUACAGUGCACUCCCUACUGGUCCAAUCAUGCAGACCUAUAUUGUAAUGCCAUUGUAGCUCUAAAUGACUUAGACUAUUAUCUCACUCUGGUGCUGAAUGAGUCCCUGCCUGUGACAUUUGUUGAAGUAAAACAGCAGAAAAAAAGCUUGAAAUGAGUGUGAUGUAAAUGUGGGAAUGCUAUUUUAACAAUACGUGGCAGUCUUGAGUCAGCUGGACUGAUUUCUUAAAUUUUCAGACAGAAUAGUAGAAAAAAUAUAUGCCGUGCACCCUUUUAACUUUUUGUUGUGAAUCGGCAGGUACCAGUCAAUUUAAGCUUUCUGUUCAGUCUUUAGAACUGACAGGUCUUACGUAUCGCACAUCUCUGAGGAAGAGUGCUGAACUGGGGUUAGUUUUUACUUUUGUUAGUCCAAUUAUAUGGACUAACGGGAGCUGAUCCUAAAUCAGCAUUUUCACUCCGAGAUGUCUGAUGCGCAGGCCUUAGUGUAGAAGAGUCUUUUCAGUGGGUCAAUGUGUUGAUGUGAUGCGAAUGCAGUUCUUUUGUUUUUCUGCUUGCUUGCUUUUAUGUUCCCUUUACAAAAUUGAACAGCUUUUUAUAUUUAUUUUCUCUGUGAAAUUGUUAUAUUCUACCUGUAAUUGUUGAAACUAUAGACUUAAGUUAUGUGUAAAUAAUGUAAACAGUUGUCAUCUUUAUUGUGUAUGUAUGAUUUAUUGCAUAUAAAUCUACUGGUUACAUCACGCAUCAGCUUUGGUUGAGGGCUUUCUCCUCGACAGCCUUAUACAUUAAAGGGGAAUUCCACCAAUUUUGCAAAAUUUCUGCACAGUUAAAUUAGUGAGAUGUAAAUAAAGUCGUUCAGAGUGGUUUGAUGUGAAGUGCUCCAUCCAAGAGAAAUUUACAGAGUUAGAGUUGUUCAAAGCAGAGAUGAUAGGAACCAGAAGUCCAGGCGUUUAGUGACUCUACAAGCUCCCUCACAGAGAGUUAUUACAUCAAAUCAUAAUGGAUACACUACCUAAUGCCUGAGACAUUGUUUUACAGUAGUAGGAUAGUAAAUAAUAUGGCUCCACGCUACAAUGGACCAUUUCACAUCAAACAACUCUGAAUGACUUUGUUUACAUUUCAAUUAUUGAAUUAUGCAGAAGUUCAGGAAAACCUGUGAAAGUAUUAUAAUCCUGUCAGGAGACAUUUUAUUUUUCAACAGAAACCUUGAUGAUGAUGAUGUGAUUCAGAACUAAUUAUUAUUAUUAUUAUUAUUAUUAUUAUUAUAUUUUCUUGUUUAUCCAGUAGUGAUUUAUAUGUAUUUGUAAAAUAAGAGCUCUAGCCUCUGGCAGAAUAUUAUCUUGGACUGAGCUGUGAGGCUACACAUUAAUUUUUAUAUGUCUGUAAAAGCUAUUGGUCAUAUUGUACAUGAUGUAUAACAUAAAGCAUUGAUAAGGCUUUAACCUUGA
This is a messenger RNA of Colossoma macropomum (tambaqui), 3564 nucleotides long. RefSeq names its product cytohesin 3b (gene cyth3b). The coding region runs from base 372 to 1556 and encodes 394 amino acids. Lineage: Eukaryota; Metazoa; Chordata; Actinopteri; Characiformes; Serrasalmidae. The transcript has 13 exons. Gene Ontology annotation, molecular function: guanyl-nucleotide exchange factor activity. Gene Ontology annotation, biological process: regulation of ARF protein signal transduction. The record is from RefSeq and is a predicted model, not a curated record.